Molecule: messenger RNA, 1227 nt
Organism: Anopheles darlingi
Lineage: Eukaryota; Metazoa; Arthropoda; Insecta; Diptera; Culicidae
Exons: 2
Coding region: 76-1137 (353 amino acids)
Molecular function (GO): protein binding
Source: RefSeq, a predicted model, not a curated record
UUCAUCUAUGGCGCAUUUUCAGUUCACUUCUAGCGUUUGGAUAAGAUACACCGUAGGGAGCUGUUGUUAAGCAGGAUGGCUGUCCAUGAGAGAAAUGAUCGUAGCUGGUGUUGUGCGUUUUUCAUGGUGUACCUCAUCAGCGUCUGCUCCGCAAAGCAUAGCCGCCAGUGUCUAGGUGGAUCGGAGAUAUUCGUCUGCACCCUUCUGCAAUUUGAUUACGAGGCCGGCCAAGAUGUACCGCACUUUAAUAUUUCGUCAAGUGUCACUGCGGUAAAAUUUAUAAUACCACCCAAUGAACAACUCCAUCAUAUCGUCAGCUCAUUAAAGUACAUCCGCGAGUACGAUUCAGUGCUUCACCGACAGCUCGGCUCACCGAAAGCUAUCGAAAUCCAGGAAACAAGGAUGCACACCGUUGAAAUAUCAGCGGAAUUGCUGUACGCAGAUUUCACACAUAAUUCUAUAAAAUCGAUCAUAGUCAAUCCGCAGCUGUCCUACGCGUUGCAGUACCUCGAUCUGAAUGAUAACUAUAAUGUGCCGCUCGAGAACGUCAGCCAUUUUGUACAGCUAAAAACGCUGCAUCUCACAAAUUGCCACAUCGAAACGAUACCGGAGCGCCUAUUUGCCGCCAUGGUCCAGCUGCAACAUCUCACCCUCGCUCAUAAUCGGUUGACGACUGUCGAUCUGAAACGGUUUCCUCCCAGUCUAACGCUUCUCUUUUUAAAUGGGAACGAUCUAAAAAACAUGACACUAGGCGGUGUGCUCUUCCCUUCGUUGGAGCACUUGAAUGUUAGAAGCAACAAAAUUUCCUCGUUCAAUGCCACCUUGAUCCUACCGCUGGCACCAAAGCUAAAGCUUUUUUCCAUCGGGCAUAAUCCGAUGAUGCGAUCAACGGUCGAUCACAUCGUGGGGGAGCUUAACCGACGCAACAUCAGCCAUUACAGCAUGGAGAAUCCAGACGAAUGGGUGUGCAAAGAUGAUGAAACCAUAUACGAGGGAGUUUGUUUUCCCAAAACCAUCCUGGAAUCCGAUGAAACUAGUUCGUCCACACUAAGCAAAGUCUGUAUAGUGGUAUUUGUACUCGCUGGUUCGGCUGGGAUAGGAUAUGUAUUUUGGAUAAGAUAUAAGCGAGGCCAAUAAACCCACUUAUUAUGGAUCUGAGCUGUCUUGCCUAUGUAUCCAGUUCCAGUUCAAUUAAUAAAUAAAAUCUUUUAUAGACUAUAGACAGUU